Diorhabda sublineata is the source of this 1234-nucleotide messenger RNA. Its product is annotated as polygalacturonase-like. Gene Ontology annotation, cellular component: extracellular region. Bases 72 to 1166 code for a protein of 364 amino acids. The transcript has 4 exons. The record is from RefSeq and is a predicted model, not a curated record. Gene Ontology annotation, molecular function: polygalacturonase activity. NCBI's taxonomy places the organism in Eukaryota, Metazoa, Arthropoda, Insecta, Coleoptera, Chrysomelidae. Gene Ontology annotation, biological process: pectin catabolic process.
CACUUUAAACAAUCAUUUAAAUACGUAUUACCUCAUUGAGUGUAUAUUUGAAAAAAUAAUCUUCUAUCAAAAUGUUGUUUUUCCUAUUAUUCAAUAUAAUAUUUGCAAUAAUUUCAGCUACGGCUGGCAAUGAUUGUGAAAUAGAAAACUUCGAUCAAGUAGAAUCGAUAGUGAAGAGUUGUACAGAUAUAACAAUAAAGAAUCUGGUUGUACCUGCUGGAAUAACCCUAGAACUUGAUUUAAAAGAAGGUACCACUCUUACUUUUACGGGUGUAACAACUUUUGAACAUACUCCUUGGUCAGGACCACUUAUUAGAUUAAGAGGAAGUAAAAUUACUGUCCAAGGAACUCCAGGGUCUCUAUUAAAUGGACAAGGUGAACUUUACUGGGAUCAUAUAGGUGAUAAAGGACCAAAGAAACCACAAUUUAUGAAAAUUGAAGCUUUUGAUGGGUCUGUUAUCAAAAAUUUGAAUAUACUCAAUUGUCCACAUCAUUGCAUUUACAUUGGAAGAUCAGAUGGGCUGACCAUUAGUGGAUGGGUCAUAGAUAACUCACUUGGGGAUCAAAAUAACUUCACUGGACAUAAUACUGACGGUUUCGACGUUUCCGCAGCUACAAACUUAAUCAUAGAAAAUACUUCAGUAAUAAAUCAAGACGAUUGUGUGGCUAUCAGGUAUGGUUCCAACAUCCUAGUAAGAAAUAUGUAUUGCGCUGGAGGUCAUGGUCUCAGUCUAUCGGCAGGUUUUAACUAUACAUCUUACACAGAAAACACAGUCAAAAAUGUGACAAUCAGAGAUUCGGUCAUUGUUAGAUCAGCAAAUGGUAUACACGUAAAAACGCAUGCCGAUGCGUAUAAAGGUCUCAUAGAAGAUGUGACGUAUGAAAAUAUUUAUCUAUCGGGUAUAACCAAUUUCGGUGUAAACGUUCAACAAGAUUAUAUCAAUGGUAGUUCCAGUGGUGUUCCUAACAACAACAUUCCAAUUCACAAUCUCAAAUUGAUAAAUAUACAGGGAAAUGUUCUAAGUACAGAAAGUAAUAACGCCAUGAAAGUAUAUAUAUUAUGUGGAAAUAAAGGUUGUGAAGGUUGGGAAUGGUCAAAUGUCAAUAUCACUGGUGGUGCUCAUUCCAGCGUUUGCAAUUACAUUCCAGCGGGAUAUGAAUGCUAGAAAAAGAUUAUGUAUUAUCAGUUAUAUGAAAAAGAAUAAGAAAUAAAAUUUUUCAGAACUAAAUUUUA